This is a messenger RNA of Gymnodraco acuticeps, 418 nucleotides long. Its product is annotated as permeability factor 2-like. NCBI's taxonomy places the organism in Eukaryota, Metazoa, Chordata, Actinopteri, Perciformes, Bathydraconidae. The record is from RefSeq and is a predicted model, not a curated record. Gene Ontology annotation, molecular function: CXCR chemokine receptor binding; chemokine activity. Gene Ontology annotation, cellular component: extracellular region. Gene Ontology annotation, biological process: chemokine-mediated signaling pathway; antimicrobial humoral immune response mediated by antimicrobial peptide; neutrophil chemotaxis. The transcript has 4 exons. Bases 72 to 338 code for a protein of 88 amino acids.
CACCACUCUCACAUCACUGUCACACCACUCUCACAUCUUCAUCGGUGCUGAAAGAUCAAACAACCGCCAAGAUGAUGACUAAAGCCACGCUCCUCCUGUCCGCUCUGAUGCUCUGCUGCUGCAUCGCCUCUCUGCAAGCUUUUCCGAGGCAGCGCUGUAUGUGCAUCCGGACCAUCUCUUCUAUGCCUGUCCGAGUCAUCAAGAGAAUCGAGGUGAUUCCCAUUUCAGGACACUGCCGACGGACUGAAAUCAUAGUCACCAGAAGGAACGGCUCUCAAGUUUGUGUGAACCCAGCGGUGAACUGGGUCUACGUACUGAUCAGCAAUCUGAAAAGUUAAGAUGGGAACUCCGGCUCAACCACUGUGUCACCCACGCUUCCACAAACAACUUCUGAUCACAAUCUGUGGCAACAUGUGAC